CACACUAAAGAGAAUCCAAUUAUUACAGAACAGAAAACACCAACUAAAACCUGACCUUUCUGGCCUUCCUUGAUGCAAAAUCAUCAGUGAUGUCAUCGUAUGAAAUACGCUCCCAUACUGAGUGAUUGAAUCUGAUGACGGCAAGGCCAGUGAGCCGUUCCUGGGACAUGGUUGACAUCAGGCUAUCUGGGGUGCAGUCCAGAAAAGACAAUGGUCACUGAAAUCCAUUGGGAAUACACAACUAUGCAUAUCAUUAUGAGGUGUAUUGGUAAGAAUGAGAUCUAACAGGGAUGAACAACUGGGUAUGUUCAUAUUAGGUCAUCUGGGUUCUGCGAUCAUUUGGUAAGAUGAACUCAUUACACACAUGUUUUAAGUCAUCAGCUGCUGGAGAGAUCCAGUCUAGGUUAAAGUCCCCUAAAAUGACAGCUUCAGAAUUAACCAGAUAAGUGAAUUGCUCUGAGAGACUAUGUAGUGCAUUGGGAUUGGCAGAGGACGGUAAACAGCCACCGAGUUUUACUCUAAUGGCUAGCCUAGGCCUAAUAAAUGAAACUGACCCAGUACAAGUGGAAACUCUUACAGAGGAACUUAAACUGUUUCUAGCAUAAAUAACCACGCCACCACUCCAGUCAUUAACCAAGAUUCUGAAAUGACAAUGACGUCAGGGUCAGAGUCCUAUGCUUAUCUUUUCUUUCUAUCCUUCUUAAGAACAGAUAAUAUGAUGCCACAUUACAUUUCAAAUUAAAAACUGCAGCAGUAAAUGUAAAAGUAGAAAACCGUACAUUUCAUAAUACAGUACAUAAUUGCCAUUUCACCCUUCCAUUUAGGCUAUUACAAUAUGAAGACUGAAAAUAUAACAAGACAGUGAGACUUUAUGGACCUUGUCUAAAAUCGUAUCUUGUGUAAACAGGGUUAAUUCAACAGUCGACCAAAAACUGGGCAGGGCUUGUUUAUCCGGAAACCCAACUGAAACAGUAACAGUUUGUCCCGACAGCCACAAGCAAACUGGAAACUGUCCCCAUGGAUGAUCAACUCACUCUGUGUGAGGACAACCUUUCCUGCCCAAUAUGCUGUGACAUCUUCAGGGACCCUGUGACACUGAAGUGUAGUCACAGCUUCUGUCAGGAGUGCUUGCAGAAGUACUGGAAGGACCUGGAAGUUCUGCUGUGUCCCGUCUGCAGGAAGAAUUGUUCGUCUGAGGAGCCCACACUGAGCCUGGCCUUCAAGAGUCUCUGUGAGUCUUUAAAAAGAACAAACAGGGCUUUUCAACCUGACCAGCAGCUAUGCCCCUUGCAUGAGGAGAAGCUUAAAUUGUUCUGUUUCGAUGACAAGCAGCCUAUUUGUGUCAUCUGCCACACAUCAAAAAAACAUAAAAAUCAUGUGUGUUCUCCCAUUGAGGAAGCUGUGGAGGAUUUAAAGAAGGAAAUGGAAAACGGAAUUUCUGAUAUUAAUCAAAGCCUCAACAUCCUGAAGAAAACAAAACAUGACCUUGAAAACAUGGCCACUCACAUAGAGACUCAGGCACAAUCGGCAGAGCUGCAGAUUAUUCAGGACUUUGAAAAAUGUUAUCAGUUCCUCCGCAAGGAAGAAGAAGCCAAGCUUGUGGCCCUGAGAGAGGAAAAGGAGCAGAAACACAGAGACCUGGACAGCAGAAUAGAAAGGGUUCAUGGAGAGAUUACUACUUUGUCAGAAACUGUUGACAGAGUAAAAAUUCAAAUGGAAUCCGAUGACAUCCUGUUUCUACAGAAGUACUAUUCAAAUCCCGAGAGACUCAAAUGCUCAACACCAGAAUCAGAGGAUUUGUCAGGUGCCCUGAUCGACAUGACCAAACACGUCUACCCUCUGAAUCAUGAACUGUGGUUACAGUCAUUUCAUCAAGCCUGCCCAAUGACUCUGGACCCAAAUACGGCCUCAUUCAAGCUCAUCAUUGCCGAUCAUCUCACUUCACUUACAUACACAGAGGAAAGGCAAACAGUACCUGAUAACCCAGAGCGAUUUCAAAUUGGCGUACUGGGAUCAAAGGGCUUCACUGCUGGUCGUCACAGCUGGGAUGUUGAGGUCGGUGACAAUGACAAUUGGACCCUUGGAGUGGUGAGGCAGUCAAUCCAACGGAAGCAGCUGCUGAAAAUGCAACCAGUGAGUGGAUUGUGGAGCAUCCGUUUUAUCAAUGGGAAGUACAGGGCUGGUGUCAAGACUCGGGCCGAGCUCAAAGUAGCCGAAAGACCUACAGUCAUCAGAGUCCUACUGGAUUACGAGGGUGGGGAGGUGUCAUUCUCAGAUCCAUCUGUAAAUAUUACUUUGUACAGCUUUACUGAUGUGUUUACCGAGGAAAUGUACCCCUACUUCAACAGUACAAGUUUGAAAUGUCCACUGCGCCUGUUUCCCCUAACAGUCUGAAAGAGCUAAUAGAUUUUGUAUCACUACUGUAAUAAAUGAUUGAAUAGACCAACAGAGAGCUCUGUCUUGUCACUUUUAAAUGAACCAAGUAGGCUUUCUCCAUAAUGCUCUACAGAUGUAUGCCUCUCCGUUUACCCAUGGCGAGGGACUGAAAUGUCCACUGUGCCUAUUUUCCUUAACAGUCUGAAAAAAACAAAUAGACUUAAUUUGUGUAUCAAUACAAUAAAUAACUAAAUGGAUCAUCA
Alosa alosa (allis shad) is the source of this 2639-nucleotide messenger RNA. RefSeq names its product zinc-binding protein A33-like. The transcript has 7 exons. Gene Ontology annotation, molecular function: protein binding; zinc ion binding. The record is from RefSeq and is a predicted model, not a curated record. The coding region runs from base 1018 to 2394 and encodes 458 amino acids. NCBI's taxonomy places the organism in Eukaryota, Metazoa, Chordata, Actinopteri, Clupeiformes, Clupeidae.